CUAUCCUGGCAUUUUACUGUUGCUACGAUAUCUAAAACUUGGGUAGUCGAAAAUAUCGAUUCUUCGGUGAACAAGUACAUCCGAAAAUGGCUGGAAGUACCUAUAUCUGGAACACUGAGUAACGUUUUUCUAACCCAUAAUAAGUUUGGUCUAAAUAUCCUCCCUGCAUCAGUCAAAUUCAUUCAGUGUCAAACAGUUCUACGCAAUGCCCUAAAAACAUCUCCAAACGAUUCAAUAAACGAACUGUGGAAGUCAACUAAUAAUCAUACUAACAUUCAAUACGAUAGCUACAACUCAACUAAAGAA
Messenger RNA from Paramuricea clavata, 306 nucleotides. NCBI's taxonomy places the organism in Eukaryota, Metazoa, Cnidaria, Anthozoa, Malacalcyonacea, Plexauridae. The record is from the annotation of a GenBank genome assembly.